GUUACUCCCCUGAUGCUGUGAAUGCCUUGCCAACAGACAAAGAUGGUUUUCCCUAUCACCCGGAGAUCACCAUCAAACACGGUCCUGAACCAGCGGCGCCUUUAGACCUGGCUGCUCGAGUCAAAGACAGAAAUAUCUAUUUGACUUGGAGAACACCACCUUCGUCUCCUGUGCCAAUAUUUUCAUAUAAGAUUGAGUAUCAACAUGACGGCAAGUGGCAGUAUUAUGGAAACAGGAUCAUGGGCAACACUACAAACAGUGCUACAAUGUACGACAUGCCUGCAGGAACUUAUGAUAUAUAUCUGCGCUCGUACGGGGUGUUGUCAUACAGCCCUUGGAGUAAUGUUGCUCGGGUUCACAUCCCAGGAGUGAUUAACAAACCGGCAGGAAGUGCUGGG
Messenger RNA from Candidula unifasciata, 398 nucleotides. The record is from the annotation of a GenBank genome assembly. NCBI's taxonomy places the organism in Eukaryota, Metazoa, Mollusca, Gastropoda, Stylommatophora, Geomitridae.